AUGGGGUCAAAGGAAGUAAGUGGGGAAAAGGAUUCAAAAUCGUCAGAUGAGUACUUAUCCUCUUCUCUUUGUGUGUUUUUGAAUCAAACCUACGCGGCAACAAUCUGGAAAUCUACACCAUGGCCAACUGAUUUUGGGGUUUACUUUGAUGCUAAGUUGAAGGCUGCAGUUGAGAAAGAGGUUGGUAGGAUAAGAGGUUUGGUUGGAUUAGCUUUUUCCACAACACAGAAGGUUAGGGACAGAAAUACAUAUUGGCUUCCAAAUCAUGGUGAAGAAGCUAAGCUAACAGAGUUGUGUGGCUUUGUGAUGAAAGAUGAAUGA
Messenger RNA from Lactuca saligna, 321 nucleotides. The record is from the annotation of a GenBank genome assembly. NCBI's taxonomy places the organism in Eukaryota, Viridiplantae, Streptophyta, Magnoliopsida, Asterales, Asteraceae.